Molecule: messenger RNA, 6094 nt
Organism: Xylona heveae TC161
Lineage: Eukaryota; Fungi; Ascomycota; Xylonomycetes; Xylonales; Xylonaceae
Exons: 4
Coding region: 199-6012 (1937 amino acids)
Biological process (GO): telomere maintenance
Cellular component (GO): nucleus
Source: RefSeq, a predicted model, not a curated record
GGCCAUCUACACCAAACCUUCAACCUUUUGGUCGUCAUUUGAGUUGCUGCCUUCGUUCCCCAGACUUUUGAACAUGAGUACGACUUGAUACCCUCUAGUUGGCGUUGGAUUGUUUCUUUGGCGCCGAUAUGCUUUUUUCGGUCGCUUCCUAGAAUUGCCUGAUCCUCUUUCGCUGUUUCGGUGGCCUGGACGGAUAUCAUGAUCAUGCUGGAAUCCGGCCGUCCGUUCGAGGGUCUUCCCCCUAGGCCGCCGACUCCGCCAAAAGACUCGGGAAAAUUAACAAAGCAAAGGACUUUAGGCGAUUCACCAGUCAAGUCUGCAGACUUGCUGGUUCAUCCCAUUGCUGCAGAUACCCCGCCCAAUAAUUCUCCCUCCUCCUCCUCCGCCGAAUCGGCCACACCUGGGAAGAAAACGAAGCGAGUCGGCUUCUCUCCCUGGACAGAUUAUCACCAAGCUCCGUCUUUUACUGGUCAAAGUUUCAGGCGUGAAACUCCAUUGCGGCCACUGCCGCCAUCUCGAGAACGCAAAUCGAUCAAGUCCAUUCUUAAACCCUACGACCGCCCUUUACCUCAAACAUCUGUCACUGGUGCAGUCGAGGAUGACGGCAAAUCUCCUGUGGUGCAGAGUCAAGACCAGUUCUCGGACAUGUUGGAGUCGGUCGUACAACAACUAGCCGGCGAAGAUAGAAACUCGAGACUGGAUUCGUAUAUCGCCUUAUCUGGCGCUUUAAAGGCGUACGAUGCGGUGCCCGAAAUUAAGACAAUCAAGGGGAAAAUGGGGCUACUGGAACAAUUCAUCCGCAGGGACCUCACUGCUCAAUCGCCCCACGACUCCGGAACGUUAGAUACUACUCUGGUGACCCAGGCAUUAAAACUUGUUAUUACCUUUAUCUGGACACCAUUACUUUGCGAGAUGCUGACGGAAGAGUUCUGCUUAUUUCUCAUCGAUCACGCAAUUAGCAUCGUACAAGAGGCUCAACAACCCAAAGCUGUCAUCAAUCAUUAUAUGCACCUUCUCAGCCAACAAAAAUUCUCGGCAAGAAUCAUGACAACCGAUCGUGUCACUCGUCUUCUUGCGGCUCUGAGAGACAUUGAUCAGCGGGUCAAGGGAAAUGCCAUUGUGUGCGAACGACUCAUGGUCUAUGAACGCUUAUUUAAUCAAAGCAAAUCGGUUGUCGUUUCGAGAGUUACCGAUUGGAUGGACCAUAUUUUUGUCGGUAUGCUGAGCAGCAUCAAGGAAAUACGUACACGAGCAAUUUCGUUUGGUCUUCAGACAUCUAUGAUCUUGGGCACUCUACCAUCUAUAUCUCGAGUCGUCAAGGCGACGCUGGAUCAGCAAACCGAAAGGGGACGCUUCUUUGAAUAUUUUGUCGAACGGCUGGAGGCAAUGCUCGCUAGCAAAGACGACGGACCACAUGUAGCACAAGUCUGGAGUGUCGUCGUUCUAUAUCUCCGAAGCCGCCAAUAUCAGCUUGAACACUGGGACCAUUUCAGAGCUUGGCUUCACAUCAUCCAGAAAUGUUUCAAUUCUAAUGACCUCCUGACCAAAUUUCAAGCGAAUCUGGCAUGGAAUCGGCUCGUUUACGCCAUCAAUCCCGACACCUCCACAGCACAACCCAUGAUCAAAAUGCUCAGACAGCCAAUCAUAGCACAAUUGGACCGUAAGAGCCACGAUAAAUACGCCGGCAGAACGAAGCAAGGCGCCUUCUCGAGCUACUGCAAUCUUCUUUAUUACUCCUUUAGACCACUGUCGCCUUUCGAACAGCUCGACUUGUACUGGGAAGAGUACGUAGCCCAAAUAUUUGGAAAACUUCUUCUUCGAGAACAACAGGAAAGCAGCCAGUGUUAUCGAAUUCUCGCUGCGAUGCUCGAAGCUUCUCCUGCUCCAAUUUGGAACCCAGAAAGGGCAAAUAUGCUGGAACCUGUGAGACCAGAGGAAUUACCCCGCCUCGAUGCUAAGUGGGUUCGUGCCAGAGUGCCUGCAAUUAUUCGAAUCAUGGAGAUGAUCCUCAAAGGCGACUCAUGGGCAACGUCGAUUGAAGGUGACUGUUGGAGUAAGAAGAUCUGGCGAGGCUUUUUCAGGGUCAUUGGGGAAGCCGGAAGCAAAGAAGUCAAAGUCUCUCCUGAACUUGUGAAAGCUUUGGCGCAGGUUUUUAAUCUUCUUCAGAAGCUGUGGAUUACGGGCCCCCAAGCGCUCGGGUGCAACGGCCAGCCGAGCGACGUUUUCAUUGAAAGAUAUGCCUUUCUGGUCAACACAGUCAUGGAUCAUGUUGGAUCCAUUGUCUUCACCGAGAAGAUUCUCAUGAGAAUUGCUCAAGAUAAAUUUGAAGCGGCGCUGACCCCAUCUCGCCGAUUAUCGAGAGAUUCAGAUCCUCAGUCUCCUAUAAUUCACCUGCUCUCGCUUUUUUCCAAGCCCCAACUUGCCAUCGAACCAUCUGAAACGUAUUUUGGCAUGCUUCGAGACCUGCUCGAACGAUGCCGAACUUCUCGAAGUUCCCGGAUGUUACGGCUUAGCUUCCUGAGGGAAUGUGCACAAUUGCUACAUGGAAAUUGGAGUUCAUCCUACGAUUCCAGGAAAGCCUUGCAACUAUGGAGUACCGUCGCUACAUUAGCUCGGGCCACCAUCGAGCAGAGCAAUUCCGGUUCUGUAACGGAUACUCCUCAGCCCGUCGGCCAGGAAUAUCGCGAAAUCACCAAGAUUCUUGAAGUCGGAUGCGGUCUGAGGGACCAGGAAUGCUUUUCAGAUUGGGAGGCCUUGUUCAUCGCUUUUGCGGCUGUUGUUAAAAAGGAAGCAGGUGAUGCAGCGGCCAUUAUAUCUAUUACUGAGCCCUUGGCCCAUGUCAUCAGUACCCGAGCCUUUGAGGCAGAAAACUCCGAAAUACUCCUUCUAUGUGGCUCUCUGAUUUUGAGCUCUAGUCUCAAGCCGGUUGAUUGGUCGUCUAUGGAGAGGAGCAAGAGGACACUCUGGGGUUUCUCUCCGGCACCUAAGAAAAUAAAUGAACUUGAUUCGUUCAAUCACUUGUACGAGAUGAUCAAUUCUCUAUUUUCAAGCUGCUACGAGAAUCUGGAGAAGAUCGAGCUUCACGGCGUUGCCAAGCUAAUUUCAGCCACUACGGAAUUCAUUCGUCAUCGGCCACUAACCUGGACGGGCAUACUUCUCAAACGCAUUCAAAAUGGAGUGGCUUUGUUUAUUGAGGAUAGCAAACAGUUACUGCAUAGUCAAGAUCAAGUUUCUAACCAAGUGUUUCAGCUUUGGUUGAAAAUUGCAGCUUCUAUUCGUAGUCUUCAAGGCACUGAUAGUUCUUUGCUUCGCGCCCUCGACGUGCUUCUGGCAGCGGGCUUACAAAGUCGACGCAAGCGUAUUAUGAGUGUGGCGGUGGACCUGUGGAAUGAGACAUUUGGACUCGAGGACACCAUCUGCUAUCCACCCUUGGUAUUAAAAGCAUUGCAACAAUGCCGAGUGGUUGCAGACCUUCGGCUGCCUUCCUUCCCAGAUGAUGUUGAGGAUUUGCCUUCACGUAUUCCGGUCUUCUCAGAAUCCCAGGAUGAUGUUGGCGGCUUCUCAUCUGAUGUCGAUCCAUUCCGGUCGUCGCCAAUAAGGCCGUCACCAACGCAACGUCGGAUUGCCAGCAGAAAAAGUCAACGUCUUUCUUUGAGAUCUCCUCGGGUACCUUCGAGCCCAACCAAGGAACCUCCAAGUGUACAGACGAGAUCACGGACAUUAUCAAAGGGCGGAAAUAGCGAGACUCCAGCUUCCAAGCGUCGUCUUCGUCACGACGAUUCCCAAGUCGAUUUUACGCCAGUCGAAUCAUCCCCGGUGCCGACCAAAUCAACGGAUUCACAACUCUUGACAAGUCGACAACGAGAAGUCCGUGAGCGACAAGCCGCGGAAACGGCAAUGUUUCCCGAUUUCCGAUCUGGUUCACCUGCACCAGGGUCACAGAAGAAAAAGAAUGGCGGUCGACGCCUUUCACUCAGCUCGCAAUUUUCGACAUCCAAUCAACAUCCUUUGCAGGCAGAUGAUGGACAAAUGACACCAACAUUGCCCCCUCCCUCGGACAGUGUUGCCAACGAUUUUCUUGCAUCGUCUCCUACCCCUAGACGCAGUGAACCUGAACAGCAGCAAACAAAUAAAGACGAGGCUGUGCAUUUUGAUUACUCGACACUAAACUUUGACUCAGAUGACGAAGAGCUCAGUGAACCGCCGUCUUCUCCUCCGCCCAUGGAUGAUGACGAGUUUGGAAUCAAUGAGGAAUCAGAAGACAUUGCGGAUGUUAGUGACGAUGAAACACAUCUAUCCCUGGCAAGAGAUGACGAUGAAAGAAUUGGAGGUUUGGAAACUGAGGACGAUAUUAUGAAUGACGAUUUUCUGUUGGCACAACAAAUUUCUUUUGAAAGCGGUAGUGCGACCUUGGGCCCCUCGAAGAAAUCUGAAGAACCUGAGGAUGACGUCGAUCAUCAAAGCGAUUCAGUUGAAAGCAAACAUGACAACUCGGCGAACGACACCUCAAAUGGUGAUCUUUUAUCGGGAAGCGAUUCUUUCUGGCGCCAAGUGUCCUCCAAUGGUUCCGCUGAAUCAAUUGAAGCGAACGAUCUGAAAGACAAAAAUGAAGCCAGUUCACCGUCCAGCCCGCGGGGUGAGCAAAACAACAAUGACGACGUUUUUGUAGACGCUCCUCAAUCUCCAAUUCACCAUUUGGAUGAUGAUGCAAAUGACGCGUCUGCACUCCGUCACACUGGCGCAAAGGGGAAUCCGCUUGUCGAGGAUGCCGAUGAGACGAUCGAGAGCAAUCCUCCCCCGACCAUCCUUGACGAUAUCAGUUUCGUGGAAAACUCAUUUUGCGAUUCUAAAGCGGAUCGGAGCAAAGGACCUGUGCUUCAGGAUGAGAUCCAAAUGCAGCUGUCCAACAAGGGACAAGAAGAAGCAUUCAAUAUGUCUCAACAGAGCAGUCAUAGGUCAUCUCGUCGGGGAAGGAAGCGAAAGCGCCGUUCCGCCGUGGCCAAUAGCGGUUCUCCUGAAAAACGCUCUCGAACGAACUCCUGCGACACUGCCGUUGUUGAAAAUAAGAAUCAGAAUUCUCGUCGGUCGGCUGUCGCAGAUGAAGAGCUCGACUGCAUCAUUGUUUCUUCCCAGCUUGCUGAGGAUACAACCUCAAAGGUUAAGCUUGAGCAGUCUCCUUUACCUGUUACGCAAGUCGAACUUGAAUCAGCGGCCCGAAAAGAGCUUAUUGAAGAUGAAAAGCCAAAUAGUCCAUCCACUCCAAAGCCAAGAAGGGGCCGAAAACGUCGUCGUACAGAUACUGUCGAGGCUGAGACUGUCGCUGACACUGGCAAAGAAGGCGUCAUGGAACCAAAAGUAAAGUCGAUAAAGAAACGAAAGUCGACUAGACUUAGUCAAGCUUCUCAAGGAUCUGCGACUGAAAAGGACGCAUCUUCGCCAGAUCACAAGGAGAAUCUUACUCAGGGUGAACAACAAUUCACGCUCUCGGUCCUACGCUCUGGCAAAGGACGGACCAGGGUUCUCGAUAGGGUCGAGGUGGAGCAUCGCAGGUCGAGAGCAGGCAAGAGUCCUUUGUUCAUCGCCGAUGAUGAACCAUUCGACAAAGAUGGGACGUCGAUCACCAAGACGAAUAACGCCACAUCCAACACUGGUAAAGAUCCGGCGCCUCAAGCAGCAACUGAGGGUGAUGAUGACAAGCAAGGUCAGGUGGAAGCAGAAAAUGCGGCGCCAAUGUCUUUCUCCACUAAAUCAGAUGUUGAGGAGCGCAGCGCAGACUUGGUCUCGCUCGAGGUUGCUCUGGCAGAAUCCGAAGCAGAUGAUGAUACGGACAAGACUGGUGGCCAGGACGGGUCUCAAGAAUCCGGGCAGACUAUCAUUGGGGGUCUUAAAAAGAUUCUCAAGGAUAUCCAACGCGCUGUUCUCGGUCCUCAAGAGGUGCGUCAAAUUGACGACGUUCUGUUCGAGGUACGGACCGAGGUUCACGAAGCUGCUCGCCGAAGUCGAGGUUCAUGAGAAUUUCGCGCGUGUAUAAAGUUUUUACCUUUUUUUUUUGGUUUUCUCUGUGGCAAUGGCAUAUUGUACAGAUGGUACAUGG